AUGACUAACAAAGGCUUAAGAAUCGAGCUUCCGAUUGUUCACCAAGGCGAAGACCCAUACGGAUCAGCUAUUUUGCAUUGCGGGACCUACAAAACACGGACUGGUCUACCCGUGGUACGCCUUGGGCCACCAGGAACAAACCGUUAUGCCCGUGAUGCUCGCUCCACUGGACCUUUGAUGACUAUGAAAGCCGAGGAGCGCACACCCACAGUCAUCUUCAUGAGUCAAGAACCAAGCAUCAGAGUAGAGAAGCGACGACCUCUACAGGUAGUCAUAAGCGAAGACACUCUAAGAUUGUUCAAUACAGUCUACUGUAGUGCUAAGGCUCACCCCUUAGACGUACCAAGUAUAGCCACUGACCAGGCGUACAAAUUCCCUCUCAACUGUCGGCGCGGCGCAAUUCUACUGGCUGGAAACGACUACACCAAUCAUCUGCUCAUCUUAUUCAACAUCGAGCUGCAGCAUGUUGGGCGAUAUACCUGCAAGCUCGUCUAUUCUGGAGACGAGGACGACGAAGACUUCACGAUAGAGCAAGAGAAGAUACAUCGCCUUGUGCGUGAUAUGCGAAAGACCGAUCUGUCGCAAGAGUAUGCGUUAGCGAGAGAGAUCGAAGAAGAGCCCAGCUGGAGUCUGAUAUAUGGCGACUCCGGUCCACCGAAUAAUCGGACUAGCUUCGCUGACCUACCAGACGACGCUAUGAUACUGGCGAAGUUUGCGCCAUACGAUGUACUCGAUAAUAGUGAUGACGGAAAUCUGGUGCUGCACGUCGAUCUCGUUGAUCAAUCGGAGAGUCUGCAGGAUCUGUAUGAGCUAGAGUAG
Messenger RNA from Alternaria novae-zelandiae, 819 nucleotides. RefSeq lists its product as uncharacterized. The record is from RefSeq and is a predicted model, not a curated record. The coding region runs from base 1 to 819 and encodes 272 amino acids. The transcript has a single exon. Lineage: Eukaryota; Fungi; Ascomycota; Dothideomycetes; Pleosporales; Pleosporaceae.